UCCCACCUCAGUCUCGAGGAAGAGACGAUGAUGAUGAUUACUGAUCUUCCACACGAUUUGGAAUCGGAAAUACUCUCUAGGGUUCCGGCGAAGUCUUUAGCGAAAUUGAAGACUACUUGUAAACGAUGGUACGCUUUGUUCAGAGAUCCGAAUUUCGUCAAGACGAACUUGGAUAAAGAAGCCGCGAGGGAAUUGAUCUUACUGAUGAAUCGUAGGGUUCAUUCGAUCAGCGUCAAUCUCAGUGGGAUUCGCAACAGCGUUGAUCCGUCUAUGGAGGUUUCAGGUAAACUCAGUUCGAAGGAUUUGAAAAUAUCUAACAUCUCUCACUGCGACGGUUUGUUAUUAUGCACCACAAAUGAGAACACUAGGCUCGUUGUUUGGAACCCCUGUACCGGUCAAACCAGGUCGAUCAAACCAAGAACUCGUUACCGGCGUAAUGGUUCCUAUACUGUCGGAUAUGUAAACAGCAAAUCUUCUUGCCACAGCCGUAACUACAAAAUGUUGAGGAUUUGCCGUUACUACGACCAUCAGAAACUCCGGGCGGCUGACUUUGAGAUCUACGAUUUUGGCUCUGAUUCUUGGAAGGUUAUUGAUGAUGGCAUCACCUGGGCCUGGGGUACAUCUUCUCCUGGCGUGUCUUUGAAUGGGAACACUUACUGGGUUGGUAGAGAGUCAGAAACAGAUAUUUUCUUGAUGAGUUUUGAUUUCACAGCAGAGAGAUUUGUGCGUCUUCCUCUUCCGUAUCAGAUUUUUGAUUACGAUGAUAUCGCGAUUCUAUCAUCUGUUAGAGAAGAGAAGCUCUCCUUGUUGAAGCAGAAUUUUCAUGUGCUUUCAACAGAGGUGAAGAUAUGGGUGACCAAUAAGUUUGCUGAGGCCAAAGACUUGUUAUGGAGCCAGUUCUUAGUGAUUGAUUUUAGUAAAUUCAUGUUACCAAGUCGGAUGAGUGUGCUAAGUUUCUUGUUGGACGAGGAGAAUAAAGUGGCAGUGUGUUGUGAUACAGACAUGGAAGAUGGUUAUAAGACCAGCGUCUACAUUGUUGGGGUGGAUUUGUAUAAAGAAGUCUACAAAGACGUUACAAAGGAAUUGAUCUUUAAUUGCCCACGUCUCGUCAGUUAUGUUCCAAGUUUGGUUAACAUUCAGAGAACACACCCAAAGGCAAAAAGAAAACGAGAUUAAAGAAGGCACGGUCUGGAGGCCAACUUCGUAAGGAGCCUUAAAGCAUUCCAAGUGAAACUCAAAGCCAACGCUUAUCCAAAUUUUGUGGUGGAGUAAAGGAAGAUUAUAAUCACUUCAACAUAUGUUAUGAGCUUUGUAAGUUUUACUUCGGCUACAAUGCUUUUGUACGUAGUUUUUAUGACUCUGAGAAUACAUUUCCUAAUCAGAUCAAUGCGGGA
Messenger RNA from Camelina sativa (false flax), 1394 nucleotides. RefSeq names its product putative F-box/kelch-repeat protein At3g17540. The record is from RefSeq and is a predicted model, not a curated record. Gene Ontology annotation, molecular function: protein binding. Lineage: Eukaryota; Viridiplantae; Streptophyta; Magnoliopsida; Brassicales; Brassicaceae.